GUCAUUCUAUUAGCAAGUACCUUUUUUGAAUGGCGCACGUUGUUUUGUUGCGCGCAUCUCAGUGUCUCAUCGCGAAAAGUUGCGAAAAAAGGUGAUUUGACUGAAGUUUUAUGGGAGAUCCGGGCACAGACAGCCCGAACCGCUUUCAUAUACGCAUUAUAAAUACAAUUGUCAAACGGAUGGAGUGGACCAGUCGAACAGUGAGUGUACUUCCGCAAACAGGACCAGUAGUCGUCGGUGACAGUUUUCGUUGAAGGCCAAUUUGGGUUUACGGACUAGUGAAAUUUUGUGUGCGAUUGUGGGUCGGAGCAGAUCCAGUCGUCGGUGGCACGUGCAGCUUCCAGUCUGUGUUGGAAUAAAUGUGAACAUUCGUGUUAAUAUUUUGCGACAAAAGGCUACCGGAGAAGGAAGAAUCAUUUGUCUUGGACGACAAAUUGGAAGAUUUAAAUCGUGACUUGCGCGUUGAUUGCGAUCGGAUUGUGUGCUGGGAAGAUGAGAUUUAAGUGUUGGAACAGAAGGAGCGGAAUGAAGCUGUUGGAAAUUGGUAUUACCCUUACGCUGGUCUUCGCCUGUACGUAUGCAAGCGUCAACGGCAGCAGUACCCUUGAUGUCGUCACGCAGCAUCCACCGACAAAACAUCGCACGGCGCGACUUGUACGCGAGUUCCCCAAUUCCGUUGAAUCACGUUUGCAAAGUAUCGAAUACCCGUCGUACAACAUCCCCAACCCGUACGGUCCCGGAACUUACGCCUUUGGGUAUGAAAUCGAGGAUCCACAGACGGGAAAUGUACAAUUUAGAGACGAAGAAAAGCUGCAGAAUGGUACCGUUCGAGGAUCAUAUGGGUACAUGCAACCGGAUGGCAGUGUGAUCAUCACGCGGUUUUUGGCGGAUUUGUUUGGAUAUCGUGCAACUACUGAAAUUCGGCGAGCGGAUGGACAAACAGUAGCUUCCUUUCCUGGUCGCUCUCCAGUAACCUACAACCCAGCACUAAAUCCGGACUUCAUUGAUCCCCAAUAUAGCGCUGCAAUUCUUGGUCACAUCAAAAACCAACAGUUCAACCCGUCGCAAGGACUGAUUCAAUAUCCCGGCGGGAUUCCUCAAACAUCGCCAUACCCUUUGCAAGAUCUGCAGAUCAAUCCCAAUGGACCCCUUCCGUAUGAUGCUCCAAUGAACGGAAACGUGUUCUCCAAUUUCUUCAGCCAGUUUCCAUCCAACUUGAGCCCCUCCAACAUCUACAAUAAUCUGCACUCCACCUUCCCGAACAUCGUCCCCCAACAAAACCCGCUGAACACAUUCGCCACCAACGUCCAGAACGGUUUCCAACAGUUCACCCAGAACAACCCAUUAGGAAACUUCGUCAGCAAUGCUCAGUCCCAGUUCCAGCAGAACAAUCCAUUCGCAGGUUGGUUCAACGGCAACCGAUUCGGCCAGCAACAACAGCAGCAACAGCAGCAAAUUCAACAGUCACCUCAGCUGUUCUUACAGCAACAACAACAGCAACCACUGGGCUUCUCCGGAUUGACCGGAUUUGGUGCGUCCAACUAUCUGCAAAACCAUAGAAUUCCGACUACGAAGCGACGACGCAUUGGAACCACCAAGCGCAGGAAGCAUGGUCUGAAGACGCGAGACGAUACCGACGACUGGUUGGAGGAGUUUUUGGAGAGUCGGAAGCGGGAGAUGAUCUACGGGUUGACGACGACCACUCCGGAAUCGGUUCUAUUGGAGAAGGUUACCAAUGCCAGCAAAGUGAAGGCGUGAGGUGAAGUGCGGUGUUUUUUUUAAUAAGAUUAUUUAUUGAAAUCUAUUUAUUGACCCAUAAUUUAUUGAACUAUUGAAUUGUAAGCCAAAAUAAACAAAAGUUUGUUUAGAAUAUAGGAGGUACGAUACAUUUUGAGGGGGAGACCAUUUCAGAAAGUGUAGGUAUGGGAAAACCCACGGUGAAGAAGCAAGAAGCGAUGAAAAUCUUCAAUUUUAGCGUGACGUACUUAAUGGAUGCUCUAUUACACGAAUUAUUAUUUUUUAUUUAGAUCUAGUUAGGAAUGCAGUGCCUCUCAAAAACAUCCAAAAUAAAAAGAAUCCCAUUACUUUGUGCAAACUUUUAUUUGAUGAC
This is a messenger RNA of Aedes albopictus (Asian tiger mosquito), 2110 nucleotides long. RefSeq lists its product as uncharacterized. Gene Ontology annotation, cellular component: chitin-based extracellular matrix. Bases 493 to 1758 code for a protein of 421 amino acids. The transcript has 4 exons. The record is from RefSeq and is a predicted model, not a curated record. Lineage: Eukaryota; Metazoa; Arthropoda; Insecta; Diptera; Culicidae. Gene Ontology annotation, molecular function: structural constituent of chitin-based larval cuticle.